UCUGCCACUGCUGGGUCCGACUCCGCUUGGCGACAUCGGCUACUGAGGGGGGUUGUUUUGAUUAAGGUUGACGGAUUUUUCCCCCCCUUCUUGUUUCCAUUCCCGUACGGUUGCGUUGAAAUCCAAGAUGUUCGAUGCGCUCCCUAAGCGUUCAACCCUCGGCUGUUCUUCACAUUACCGACGGACAAAUAAACUUGGGAAUAACCGAUCUUAAAACGGAGAGGAGCAACUUUUUUCAACUGCCGUACUAGUAAACGGGCUGACCUAUGCUAAGCUAACCCAUUAGCCAAAAGUCUUGAAUUUAUCGUUAAAAGUCCACAAACGAACAAGCGAACUUUACAUCAGGCGAUUACGCGACUAGAUGAGAUUUACUGGCAACUUUGACAAGGAAACCUGCCCCGCGGAAGCUCUCUUUAUUUGGGUCGGAGUGGCCGGUGCAGGUGCACCUCUUGCGGCACCUGCGAAAACUUGGUAAUUUAGCUGCAUCGGUAGAGAGCUAACUUUAGCUUGUUCAUGUUAGCAUGAAGCAAAGGCAGAGGCUAUGCCUUGGAACAAAUUUUCUCUCGGAGCUGAUAGUUUUUGAGGUUAAAGACUUGAAUUGUUAAGUUCUAACUUUAUAUUGCUCUUUAGUCGUCAGACCAGAGAGUGGUGACACUAACUAAAAAGUAUUUCGGCUAGUCUUAGCCAGCAACCCCGCUAGCUAGUUACUGACCCUCAUACACUUUUACCGGAGUGGCGACGUGGAUACAGGGUUGUAGACGCACUCUCCCACAGGACUUUGGACACGGUUUGACCCUGUCGUGGGCUGCGCAGGGACUUCCCCCUCUGUUCUCAUCAGCUAGCCUCAUAGAUGUGACAGCAUGCGGAUUUCAAAAAGUUACCUCCUACCGUUUUAAAGUUUUCGUUUUGUUCUAAAAGCUCUGCACCCUAUGGUGCCGCUACGGCCACCGAGAAAUGGAUGUCUCGCAGGCCGCUUUCCCAAACGGUGAAGGGCGGCCGGGCGGCGGUGGGACCGGGGAGCAUGCCUGGACAGAGUCACCCACAGUUCGAGCGUGGGCUCAUUCUGCCCCGCUCUGCCCGACUCUGUCCCUGUGGACAGCCGCGUACGACUACGAGGCAAGCGGCGAGGACGAGCUCAGUCUCCGGCGAGGAGACGUUGUGGAGGUCCUGUCCAAGGACGCAGCGAUCUCCGGGGACGAGGGGUGGUGGACGGGUAAAAUCAACCACCGGGUCGGGAUUUUCCCUUCAAACUAUGUCACCUACCAGCCCGCUAUUUACCGUCUCCCAUCUACGAGCGGGUCAGCGGGGGCACAAGAGCAAGUCCCGAGCUCGCCCGUCCAGAUUCCCUUCAGUGAACUGGUACUAGAGGAGAUCAUCGGCGUGGGUGGAUUUGGCAAAGUUUACCGGGGCACAUGGAAAGGAAACCAAGAGGUUGCCGUGAAGGCGGCUCGGCAAGACCCAGACGAGGACAUAACAGCCACCGCCGCCAGUGUUAAGCAAGAGGCAAAACUUUUCUCCAUGCUGCAGCACCCCAACAUUAUUAAACUGGAAGGAGUGUGUUUGGAAGAGCCCAACCUGUGUCUGGUUAUGGAGUAUGCCCGAGGCGGGACACUGAACCGGGCGUUGACCGGAAGGCGCAUCCCUCCACACAUCCUGGUCAACUGGGCCGUGCAGAUUGCACGCGGGAUGCACUAUCUACACGAGGAGGCCGUGGUACCCAUUAUACAUCGUGACCUGAAGUCUAGUAACAUUUUAUUACUUGAAAAGAUUGAGAAUGACGACAUCGGGCGGAAGACCUUGAAGAUUACAGAUUUUGGCCUGGCCAGGGAGUGGCACAAAACCACAAAAAUGUCAGCGGCAGGCACCUACUCCUGGAUGGCCCCUGAGGUCAUUAAGUCAUCACUCUUCUCCAAAGGCAGCGAUGUCUGGAGCUAUGGUGUCUUGCUGUGGGAGCUGUUAACAGGGGAGGUGCCAUACCGAGGGAUAGAUGGCCUUGCUGUUGCUUACGGCGUGGCAGUAAAUAAGUUAACUCUUCCAAUCCCCUCCACUUGCCCUGAACCCUUCUCCAAGCUCAUGGAAGAGUGUUGGGACCAGGACCCCCAUGUGCGUCCCUCCUUCUCCUGCAUCCUGGAACAGCUGUCUGCCAUCGAGGAGGCCGUGAUGGCCACUAUGCCCCAGGACUCCUUUCACAGCAUGCAGGACGACUGGCGCGUGGAGAUCCAGGCAAUGUUUGAUGAGCUCAGGACCAGAGAGAAGGAGUUACGUUCCAGGGAAGAGGAGUUGACACGGGCCGCCCUCCAGCAGAAGUCUCAGGAGGAGCUGCUGAAGCGCCGGGAGCAGCAGCUGGCGGAGCGAGAGAUCAACGUGCUGGAGAGAGAGCUCAACAUCCUCAUUUUCCAGCUCAACAAAGACAAGCCCAACGUGAAGAAGAGGAAGGGAAAAUUCAAACGUUCCCGCCUCAAACUGAAGGAUGGAAACCGCAUUAGCCUGCCCUCAGACUUCCAGCAUAAGAUCACCGUGCAGGCAUCGCCUUCCAUGGACAAGAGACGUAGUCUUCAUAGCACCAGCUCCUCUCCUCCCAGCAGUCCCACACUCAUCCCUCGGCUUCGAGCCAUUCAGCUUACCCAAGAUGAGAGCAACCGAACAUGGGGCCGCAGCACCCUCUUCAGGCCAGAGGAGUUUGAUGAUGUGAAAAAGGGAAUCAAGAAGAAAGGAAGAACCUGGGGCCCCAGUUCAGUACAGAGCAAAGAAAGGCCUGCUGCUGCUGAGAGAGUGCGACCUCUGUCAGACGGCAGUAACCCCUGGUCCACCAGCCUGAUGAAGCCACAGAGGUCUGUCCCUCUCGCUGCCCUGUUUGCCGAUCAAGCGGGGGCAGGUAAAGACGAGGCAUUUGCCCAGGAAUGUCCCGACAGCAGCUCCAAACCAAAGCAGCUCAAGUUCCCCAACCAGGUGUACAUCGAUCUACCUCUGUGGAGGGACGACCAGCAGCCUCAGAGCCCCGGUGGGCAUUGUGGGCCGGGAGAUUCCGGGGUCGGAGGAACAGCUGGUCAGGGUGGCCCACAAGAGAACCCAGACGACCCCUACACCACCACAUCCACCUCGUCCACUUCCACCACCCCGCAGCUCACCCCCACCAACAGCCUGAAGCGAACGUCAGCUCGCCGCAAGACUGACUCUGUGCUGUACGGCUGCGGCUCGUUGCUGGCUUCAGUCGUGCUCGGCUACGACAUCAGGGAGGCGCUCAGAAACUCAGCCCCCGGCGAAGACUGCGAGCCCCAGCGCGAGGAGAAAGAGAAAAAGAAGAAGGAGGGCCUGUUUCAGCGCGCAACCCGGUUCCGACGCAGCACGUCACCGCCGAGCGGGCGCUCCCGCAAAGACGAGGCCUCAUCAAACCACGCUUCCACCCAACCUGUCAAUCUCAUCUCCAUGUCAGCCAUUAUGGAAUGCAACUCCACCAAGUGUCUCUUACAGUCUGAGGCAGAGGUGUCUGAGUCCAGCCCUGGCAAAGUUGAGCGUGUGGUUGUCAAUCAUCAUACAGAGCCAUACAGACCAGGCCCGGCAGCAUCCACAGAAGGCCAGAGUAACAGGACUGCAGCUAAAACACAGACACCAGUGCAAACCCAAAGCCAGCCACCAGAGCAGAGCAACCAUAAUACAGGGACACGACUACGCAGAAAGAAGUACACCACCAACCACAACACCAACGGCCCUCCCACUCUGCCUCCUCCAGCCCCACAGAAGAAGCAGGAGAAAGAAAAGGACGGAGCAUCAGAGAAGCCCUCCGGCGGGGAGGCCUUCUCCAGACCGCGGCCCGUGUCUUUCCGGGCCAAGCCCCACGCAUGGGCCCUGCUGCGAGGACGCAACAAGAGCUACUCACUGGGCCACUACUCUGGAGAGAAGACGGCACAAAACCUAAACAUGGUGCUGUCGUCAGAGGUGGGCUGCUCCCUGCUGGACAUGGACACAGAAGGCCAGAAACGAGACUGCACUGUGCCGCUCUGCCGCAUUCAGAGUUCUCCGGCACGGCCUUCUGUGUUUGAGCUGGAGAAAGAGUUCCUCUCUUAGGAGCCUUAACAAUUCAUCUGCUGUGGUCAUAGUUAUUCCAUACAAUCUAGAGCUUUCCAGAACAUACAGACAGAAUUUUUUGGCCUAGAACUCCUGGAGGGUUUAGAACCAGGCUGCCUUUUUAAAAAAAAGUUCUAUAAUAUAGAACCCAGCUUCAUCUUAGUUCUAGAACAUAGUCAUGUCAGUGUUCUAGAGCAUAACCAAGUCUGAGAAUUCUAGAAGACAUCUGUAUCACGGGAGUUCUAGAAUGUGCACCUUUAUCUCAGUUUGAGGAUGGUCUUACUACGUGCGAGGCCUUACACACUGCCGUGUCUCAUUCUAGAACACACAUACACAUAAUUCUAAAACCUGAGCAGAACAUUCAAGAGCUGGAUCAGCAGCUCUUCCUCUGAUCCCUCGGUGCUCAACUGCCACCCGUGUUCACUCGUGUCUCUAUCUCUCUCUGUCUCUCUCCCUUUGUCACCCUCUUCCUUUCUCAUUCUGUCGGUGCAGCUAAACGUUGACCGCUGCUGCAGCUUUCGCAACACAAUACCCUCACCUUUUUAUUUAUAUAUAUAUUUUUAUAGGUAAUUUAAUAUGAAAAGACUUGACCUUACCUUAGCAACCAGCAGGACAUACAUUCCAUGUCAGUUUCGAAGUUGUGCGAUCACGCUUUUAGAUUUUUUUUGACUUGAGAAUCAUGCAUGCAUGUAAGCUUAAAAUGUUGAACAAAAAAAAAAUCAUUAUGCCUUGUUUGUAAAUAUUUCUUUUUAUCCAUUAUCAGCCUAAUGCUGGCAGAUGUUUUGUAUCGUAUAUAUAUGCUGUUUUAUGACUGUUUUAAAAGUCAGCGUUGCUGCAGUACAGUUUGUGCUUAAGGGACAGGUUACAUACUGGAUCGGAGGUAUGUUUCCUCCCAGAAUGCCCUGAAGAUUUUAGAGAUGCAGGUAGAAAAACACUGAAAGUCUUACAAAGCAGACUUGGAAUCUUUUCACUUAAAACUCGGGAUGAUUUGACUGUUGCUAUCAUGUGUUGCUAAUAUGGAUUUUUCUAAGAGUAUUUAUAGAAAAGUUUUUUUGGUUAAUAUUAAGUAUACACAGCACACUGCAGCAGAGUGUUCGCCAUGAAUGUUUGUGUCAGAAAAACCUGCCCGCAAAUCACUGAAUUUAUAAUCUAAUCCCCUUGAUGACAGCUGAUUGGCUGGACCUGAAGUUGUGGACAGAUUACCACACAGCCCAGGAGUGGCCACAUGGGAGAAUUUUUAUUUUAAGAUGCUGUGGAGAAUUACACAAAAUGGCUAUACCUGUACCAUAAACCAGAUUCACCCUGUGCCUUUAAAUACAAAAGGAUAAUUAUGUCUAAUUAAUGUCCUUAUUCCGUAUUAUCAUGUGCACACUAUUUUAUAAUUUAUGCAAAGAAGUUCGUUUUUCUUCUCAGCUUAACUUUGACUUGAUUACUCAGCUUGUACAAUUUCACCACAUCGCUGUCAUUCAUUCAAUAGACCUAAGUGCACUGUUAACAUUUAAUUUCUGUUUGUUCACUUUUUGAGUAACAUAUUAAGCAUUAACAACCCACGUAGCUAAAUUUCUUAUCAAGCUCAGGAAGGUCUGGAAACAUGUGAGUUCAGACUUUGACUAAAGACGGUGAAGACACAGUUUGCCUUUCAUUAUUAUACUGUAAACUUAAAGCCAGUUUAUUUGGCUUCCUCAAGAUUAAUAAAGGGCUCAUGACACGUUCAGGACCUCUGUAAAUUUGAUGUUAUAGAGGUCUCUCUAUGCAGGAUAUAUACCAUGGUCACUCCUGGGCUUCUUCUCCAAAACCAACAAAAUAACUUAACACCCAUUCUUAAAUGUUAACUGAUGAUUAUAUUCCUCCAGUUUUUUAUCGCUGUUUUACUUCUGUCUGUUUUUGAGAGUUCAUUAGAAAAUGUGUCCCACUUUUGAAGGACAAAACAAGGGCUCAUUUAUAAUAAGAAUGGUGUAAAUAUAAUUGUGAUUCCUGAUGUGUGUAUCACUGUGGCAUCUUAUGAUGAUGUAGAAUGUGAAGUAUCCCAUGUUCUGUACUUUGUGACCGCUGACUUUCAAACCAGGUCCAACACUGUAAAGGCCUUGCUAAUCUAAUCAUCAAGCUGUUAAAGGUGCAGUUUACAAACCACUGGAUUUACCCAUUUUUUAAAAAAGAAUUAAGGGUAUCUGUAAAUACCACAAUGCACUGGUACUGUACAUUCCCCUUAAAAUAAUGUAUUUUACUUUGAAGCUGAAGUCUGCAGUUGGGGGUUUUGUCUGUUACGGUUAAAGAUGACUCGACAUACCCAAAUAAACAUUCCACUGUUUUUGACAAACUGCAGCGAUAAUAUCUGUGAAACCAGUCUAUCGAUAUGGUGCAUUCAGGCUUCUGGCUAUGGGACCAAAUUCACCUCUACCAGCACUAAGGCCUCUCUGUCUUCAGGACCAAAACCACUAAAUGAACUAGCUGCUAGUGAGGAGUUCUUGCAAAGAAAAGUGCUCCGUAUGAAAACUUCACACACAACCUCAGAGGCGCGGUGCAGAGCUAUUGCUGAAAGACCCCCGUCACCUUCUGAUCAAAUAACAAGACUUCCUUUAAAUCACUGAACACUUCUGUCACACUGAAUGUGUCAGAUUUAGCUUUGAGUACAUCUGUUUCAGUGAACCUUUUUUUUUUUUUUGUUAUCAUUACAGUAUUGGCUCUUUCACGCCUGAUUGAUCAAGAGUAUCAAGUUUGUCAACAUUUUGAAUAAAGUCUACAUCAAGACUAACAUUGCCUUUUUGUUUUCCUUUUUUAGGCUAAAAGGACCACAAGUAUUUGCUUCUGUUUUUAUGAGGGAGGAAGGAUUCAGAUCAAGUCAAGUAGCAAUACCACAAGGUAAAAAUACUCCAUUACAAGUUACUUAUUAAAAAAUCGUACAAGCUGCAUUGCAUUAUGUUGACAGGUGUUCCUAUUAUUUUGUCCACCCUAUUCAAAUCAGUUAGGCAUGGCUAAACAACAGACUCUCCUCUUAAUAUAAUGCAAUACAGUUCAGCAGCAACAAAAAUGAGCAUUAUAACCUUGAUGGAUGUAGUAGAACUGCAAUUGGAACUAAUGGCCUGAGUGCCACAGACAGGAUAGGGAAGUCAAAUAGUGCUGAGAUAUAUUGUUGAUCAUCCUUUUGUGCCAUUUGUUGACAAUAAAACAAAAAGUUUCCUACAACUAAAAAAAGUUCAUCUAAAUCCAUGAGAGAAAGAAUUGAGCAGUGCAAACAGUGUCUGUGGCUUUUAUUUGUGACGAGGCACAUGCAGCAAGAACCGCUUCUUCACAGUAAUGCUAAUUCAAUUUUAAGAAAAGCUCUGUGAUAAAAGCUAACUAAAAGAUUACAUUCAUUGAUCCUCGUGGGCUGAUCUGGAUAUAAACCAGCUUUGGCUGCACUGGUCAGUUGAGUGUUGAGGUAACUUCUGCAAACUAUUAAAAUAGAUCAGUUUUGGUCCUAAACUGAGUAAAUUAUCUGUACUAUUAUUAUUAUUAUUAUGUUUAAAUAGAUAAACUUUAUUGGUACCCAGGGGGAAGAUCAAAAGCAGCAGUAAGCAGCAGCAAGCCUAAACUUUAGGCUUAAAUAUCAUUUAGCUUUAAUGCAACAAUAUAGCCAAUUAUUGUGAUAAUCCUAGUAAGCUGUUUCAAAUGUAGAUAGAAAAGUAAAGACCAAAAUAAAAUAAGAUUUCUACAUAACCUUUGACAAAGCUAUUAAUUUAACUUAAAAAAAAAAAAAAAAGAAAA
Messenger RNA from Lates calcarifer (barramundi perch), 7809 nucleotides. RefSeq names its product mitogen-activated protein kinase kinase kinase 21 (gene map3k21). NCBI's taxonomy places the organism in Eukaryota, Metazoa, Chordata, Actinopteri, Centropomidae. Gene Ontology annotation, biological process: protein phosphorylation. Gene Ontology annotation, molecular function: protein binding; JUN kinase kinase kinase activity; ATP binding. The record is from RefSeq and is a predicted model, not a curated record.